Molecule: messenger RNA, 1227 nt
Organism: Cyphellophora attinorum
Lineage: Eukaryota; Fungi; Ascomycota; Eurotiomycetes; Chaetothyriales; Cyphellophoraceae
Exons: 4
Coding region: 1-1227 (408 amino acids)
Source: RefSeq, a predicted model, not a curated record
AUGGGCACCAUAUUCCUCAAACCAGACUUCGAACUCGUGCAUUCGAGCGAGACAGACAUCAAGAUCGCGUCCAUUGCUUGGGGCUGGCAACUCGGAUUCAGUGUCUUGACUGCCGCAAAGGCCGCCGCGCAGGCCAUCCGAAUAUGGAGGCGAACAGACCGAGUGACAGGAUAUGUGAUCAUGGUGUGGGCAGAGAUUCUCAGCAACGUGAUCUGGGGACUGCUCACCUGGCUAUACUUGAAUGCCAUCAUUCCGCCUUCCUUCACUCUCUUCUUCGUUAUCGUUUUGCUUUGGUGCAUUGAGCUACACUGUCUGGUGCAGAUCAUUGUCAAUCGACUGUCGCUGCUCAUACACUGUCCGACACGGAUAUCCUGGAUCAAGUGGGGUUGCUUUGGAUACAUCUGCCUCUUUAACACCACAGUGAUGAUCAUCUGGAUACCCGCUCAGCUUCAGUACCAGCCAUGGCACAAGAUUAACCUGGUCUGGGAUCGUGUCGAAAAAGGGGCGUUCUUGAUUCUCGAUGUCAGUCUGCAUGUCUACUUCGUAUACCUCGUCAAGACGAAGCUCAUUUCCGGCGGCCUUCGGAAGUACUGGCCAUUGUUCCGGUUUAAUGUGGCCACGAUAUUUAUUUCGGUUUCAAUGGACGUUCUGAUCAUUGCGAUGAUGUCGAUGCAUAAUCCUCUGAUGUAUAUGCAGUUUCACCCAGUGGCAUACAUGAUUAAACUGAACAUCGAGAUGAAUAUGGCUCAUCUGAUCGGCAAGAUAGCACGGUCACACGAUAAUUCGAGCUUUGAGCUCAGCGACGCCACAAGUGCUCCGUCCCGACAGGUUGAUGCAACAAAGGAGCGUGUGAUCGGCGCAGGUGGAGGAUACUCCCUAGCAAAGUCUUCCGUCCCCAUGAACAAGUUCCGGCUUGGCAGCAUUGGCUUGAAAGGCUUCGAUCCUUCGAUGUCAGAGGUCGCAGACUAUCCCAGCGACCGGUAUGCUGCGUGGGUAACCUCUGCACCCCACGGUGCAGACCUGACCAGAGACUCCUACGUUCGGGACAAGAGAACCUUGCGGCGCUCUAGCAAGUGGAGGAAGACCAAGUCGGACGACACCGUGCUGCUGUCUUCUCUCAGCUUGUCCAGGAUCAGCAAGGACACAGAUGUGACGGUCGUUGCAGAAGAUGCUAGUGACGAGGUAGAGCCUACCAACGGAUGGCGAGGAGAUAAUGCGCUGGUGUGA